GAAAAAUUUAAAAGAUCUCUCGUGACCCCCACUGUCUUCUUUCUCCCUCCUUCUACUCGACAUCAGCUCUCUCUCUCUCUCUAGCACGUCAAGAAGCUCUUUUCCCUUGGACAUUCAUCAGAUUCCGGUGAACAUUAUUUCGCUUCCGUAUGAUUGAAGUUCUUGGAGUUCGAUGCUGUCAAUUGAUUUUUUGGAGCAAAUUCUGACAGAUCUCAAGUGUUUGUGCAAUCGAUAGAAGAGCAGCUGUAGAUUUGAAUUAGACACUUCCCUGUGUUUCUCGGGAAAUGCCAUCCGAUAUGGCACAAAACUUGAGAUCAAGCAGGUCUUCAUUUGGCUCUAGCAAUGGAUAUGAUGCCCCUUCAAACAGCUCGUUUGCCAUCUCAAAUGCCGAAGAUUAUGAUUCCGAUGGUUCUAAUUUUGCCCCACCUACGCCGAACACUCUGUCUUCAGUCAUGCCGCCCGAACUUGCUGGUGCUAUACCAUUGAUCGACAAGUUCCAGGUGGAGGGGUUUUUGAGGGCUAUGCAGAAGCAGAUACACUCUGCUGGUAGACGUAGCUUCUUCUCGAAAAAGACAGUGGGAACACAUGUCCGACAGAAGUUUAACUUCGAGGACAUGUUGUGCUUCCAAAAGGAUCCUAUACCAACCUCAUUGCUUAAGAUAAAUAGUGAUCUCAUCAGCAGAGCAGUUAAAAUGUUCCAGGUUAUCCUGAAGUAUAUCGGGGCUGACUCUUCCGAAAGAGCCACUCCAGCUAGCUUAGAUGAACGCAUUGAACUCAUCAGCAAACUAUACAAACAUUCUUUGAAGCGGUCUGAACUACGGGAUGAGCUCUUUAUGCAAAUCUCGAAGCAGACAAGAAACAAUCCCGACAGGCGCUCAUUGAUUAAGGCAUGGGAGCUCAUGUAUUUGUGUGCGUCUUGCAUGCCUCCUGGAAAGGAGAUCGGUGGCUAUUUGUCCGAAUAUGUGCAUUCCGUGGCACAUGGUAGCAAUAGCGAUGUUGAAGUUCAAGUCCUUGCAAUGAAUACAUUAAAAUCAUUGAAGUGUUCGGUGAAAGCCGGACCAAGGCAUACAAUACCCGGACGUGAAGAGAUUGAUGCUGUUUUGACCGGUAAAAAGCUUACGACUAUAGUGUUCUUCUUGGAUGAAACCUUUGAAGAGAUUACAUACAACAUGGCCACUACUGUAGCUGAUGCCGUUGAGGAGCUGGCUGGAAUUAUCAAACUAUCAGCAUAUUCUAGCUUCAGUUUGUUCGAGUGUCGUAAGGCUGUUGUUGUUUCAAAGUCAUCUGACCCAGGAAACGAGGAGUAUAUUGCUUUAGAUGAUAAUAAAUAUAUUGGAGAUCUACUCACGGACUUUAAGGCGUCGAAGGACAGGAGUAAAGGAGAGAUUUUGCACUGUAAACUUACAUUUAAAAAGAAGUUGUUCCGGGAGUCUGAUGAAGCUGUUACAGACCCAAUGUUCGUGCAGUUAUCAUAUGUCCAACUCCAACAUGAUUAUGUAUUAGGCAAUUAUCCUGUUGGAAAGGAUGAUGCUGCUCAGUUAUCCGCUCUGCAAAUUUUGGUUGAAAUUGGAUAUGUUAUUUCUCCAGAGACUUGCACUGAUUGGAUGUCCCUUCUGAAAAGGUUCCUCCCUAGGCAAAUUGCAAUCACUCGAGCAAAAAGAGACUGGGAAUUAGAUAUUCUUUCUCGUUACCGCUCAAUGGAGAAUUUGACAAAAGAUGAUGCUAGGCAACAAUUCUUACGUAUCUUGAGAACGCUUCCUUACGGAAACUCAGUGUUCUUUGCUGUCCGUAAGAUUGAUGAUCCCAUCGGGCUCUUGCCAGGCAAGAUUGUUUUAGGCAUUAAUAAGCGGGGGGUUCAUUUCUUCCGCCCAGUCCCAAAGGAAUAUCUCCAUUCAGCCGAGUUGAGAGAUAUAAUGCAAUUUGGAAGCAGUAAUACGGCCGUUUUUUUCAAGAUGAGAGUUGCUGGUGUCUUGCAUAUAUUUCAGUUCGAAACGAAGCAGGGGGAGGAAAUCUGUGUGGCCCUUCAGACACAUAUAAAUGAUGUAAUGUUACGCCGCUACUCAAAAGCACGUGCUGUUGCUCAUGGAGCAAUUAAUGGGCAUUCGUCUGAUAUUGUUCGACCUACUAUAGACAUCAGUGAGAAUCGUUUUUCAGACAUGUCAAAAUCUCUUCAAGAAUCAGAAAAUAAAGUCAACCAAUUGGAAGAACAGUUGCAUCAAAAGCAAAAUCAAGAACUGCAAAUGAAAGAAGAUAUUGAGAGUUUGAAGGGCAUGCUGCAGUCUGAGAAAAGGUAUUUAGAAGAAAUAAUUUCUGAACGUGACAAAUUGCGAGCUUCAUGUGACGAAAAAGAUUCAGCACUGCAGGCAGCAUUUAUGGAGAAACAGAACCUAGAAAUGAAGUUUGCAAAGCUGAAUAGUCAAGGAUUGGGGAGCAAUAUCAAGAAAGAGUUGGUUGAAACAAAUAAUCAGGUUCUGCGUAAGACUCAGGAUGAACUAAAAGCACGUAAUGCAGAGUUGCUUGUUGUAGAAGAAUCUAAAAGGAAAAUUGUAAAUGAAAAGACAUUGCUCGAAGAAAGACUUUCUAGACUUGAGAAGAAGUAUGUUGGCGAGAUUGCUCUUAUCGAGGAAAGGUUUGAACAUGAACGCAAGACUAUGAAGCUUCAGAUUACGGAGCUUGAAAAGAAGUUGGAAGACACCACACAAAACUUAAUUGUCGCACAAUCUGCCAUUGCCCUCAAGGACAAAGAUUUGUCUGCCUUGCAUAAUAAUCUCAAGGAACUCGAGGAGCUUAGAGAAAUGAAAGAGGAUAUCGACAGAAAAAAUGAGCAAACGGCUGCAAUAUUGAAGAUGCAAGGGGCUCAAUUAGCUGAGAUGGAGGCACUAUACAAGGAAGAACAAGUUAUGAGAAAACGGUAUUUUAACAUGAUGGAAGAUAUGAAGGGUAAAAUACGUGUAUAUUGCCGUUUAAGACCCCUAAGUGAAAAAGAAAUGUGUGCAAAGGAGAGAAAUGUGCUUGCAAAUGUUGACGAGUUCACAGUAGAGCAUAUGUGGAGAGAUGAUAGAAUAAAGCAACAUAUGUAUGACCGUGUUUUUGAUGGCCAAGCCUCGCAAGAGGAUGUUUUUGAGGAUACUAAGGCAUGUUCAAUAAAAUUUAAUUUUGUUUACCUGUACUUAGUACAAUCGGCUGUUGAUGGAUACAAUGUAUGCAUAUUUGCAUAUGGACAAACUGGUUCGGGAAAAACAUUCACGAUUUAUGGAUCCGAGAGCAAUCCUGGGCUCACUCCACGGGCUAUAUCUGAACUCUUUAGAAUCAUAAAACAUGAUAGUAAGAAAUUUUCAUUUACUUUGAAGGCAUACAUGUUGGAAUUAUAUCAAGACACCCUAAUUGAUCUCCUUCUGCCAAAGAAUGCUAAACGUUCUAAACUGGACAUAAAAAAAGAUUCGAAGGGGAUGGUAGCUGUGGAAAAUGUAACAAUAUUAUCCAUAACGUCUUAUGAUGAGCUGAGAAGUAUUAUUGAGAGAGGAUCUGAACAACGUCAUACAACUGGAACCCUGAUGAAUGAACAGAGCUCAAGAUCGCAUUUGAUACUCUCUAUUGUUAUAGAGAGCACAAAUCUUCAAACCCAAUCUGUUGCCAGAGGGAAGCUAAGCUUUGUGGAUCUUGCUGGAUCCGAGAGGGUGAAAAAAUCGGGCUCUUCCGGUAGUCAACUAAAAGAAGCCCAAAGCAUAAAUAAAUCUCUUUCCGCACUCGGUGAUGUCAUCGGUGCUCUGGCUUCCAAUAAUCAACACAUUCCAUAUAGAAAUCACAAGCUAACAAUGUUGAUGAGUGAUUCACUUGGCGGUAAUGCCAAAACGCUAAUGUUCGUAAACUUAUCUCCUGCCGAGUCGAAUCUGGACGAGACCUACAACUCUUUAACGUAAGCAAUU
This is a messenger RNA of Striga asiatica, 3926 nucleotides long. Lineage: Eukaryota; Viridiplantae; Streptophyta; Magnoliopsida; Lamiales; Orobanchaceae. The record is from the annotation of a GenBank genome assembly.